UUGCCAUGUGACCACGCUCCAUCGCCCUACCGUUUCCCUUUUCGCAGUGUCACAGAGGUAACAGGGAAAAUACAUUUUCUUUUCAAACCGCCCGCACACAACAACCCCAGUGGCUCUUAAAUUAAAACCCGGGGUGCACCAAGACAGGUUUUAUUAUGUGCUUGUCUUUUUAUUAUUCUUCAAAGUGAGACAAAUAUCAAGUCACCGGCAGGCCUCAGUGGACGGUGUAAGCAUCAGUUGUCACCCCACGGUCGUGUGGUUGCACGACAGCAAGGAGAGCGUUAUGAACCGGCCCACUGAUAGCUUCUCCGGCUAAUCGCUCCGGAAGGAUAUGACGGUUCGCUGAUUCUGGGUUUAACGAAGAAUAGUGUUGACGAUGAAUUAAGUAUUUUGGAUGUCAAUAUUGAAGCUGACCUCAGAAUGAACGGCACCCAGCAGAGUGACACCAAGAGACAACACCACCUGGAGAGGUUGCUGGAUGCUGUUAAACAGUGCCAAAUCCGCUUCGGGGGCAGAAAAGAGAUCGCUUCGGACUCAGACAGCCGGGUGAUCUGUCUGUGUGCCCAGUUUGAGACGGUGUUUCAGCAUGGCCUGAGGAAGACCAGCGGGCUGGCGCUCACGGCCGCGGCACUCAAACAGGCGGCUGGGUUCGCCAACAAGACAGAAACGGAGCUGACCUUCUGGUUCUAUGUGAAGGAGCACCUGAACCGCCAUGAGCUGCAGCGGUUCUACGCUCUGCGCCACAUCUCGUCGGAGCUGGGUCGUGGCCGGGCCUGGCUGCGCUGCGCCCUCAACGAACACUCGCUGGAGCGCUACCUGCACACGCUGCUCGCCGACCGCCGCCGCCUCGGAACAUUCUAUGAAGACUGGGCCUUCGUCCUAGAUGAAGAGCGGGCCAGCAUGCUCCCAACCAUGGCAGCCGGCCUCAACUCCAUCCUGUUUGCCAUCAACAUCGACAACAGCGACCUGAACGGUGGCGGGACGGCGGCCACGCGGGGGCCGGGCGGCGGCCCCGCCUCCUCGGUGUCCCACCUCCUCAAGGAGUCCACGCAGGGCAUCGGCAGCCUGUGGAAGGAGUCCACCCAGGGCGUGAGCAGCCUGCUGCGGGAGAUCGGCACCGUCACCACCAGCGCCGCCGCCGGCGUGGUGCCCGGGUUCACGCUGCGGGCCGACGCCUCGGACCCGCUGCCCGUGGUGCCGCGCAGCGCCUCCGCCGACUCGGGCCUGCGGCGGGAGCGCCGUCGGAGGAAGAAGGUCACCAACAUCAUCUCCUUCGACGACGACCUGGACGGGGACGGGGCGGGGGACGAAGAGGAGGGUGGGGGCGAGGAUGAGGAGGACCGCCCCCGCCGGCCCCCCGCCAUGAGGAAGAGCCACACGGCGCCCGCGGCGGCCACCGGCGCCCCCGUCACCCAGGCCAGCGUGGAGGAGGAGGUGGAGGAGGAGGCGGAGGAGGAGGCGGGGGAGGGGCUGGGGGAGGAGAGGGCGGACCCCGUGCUGGAGCCCGCCUUCUCCCUGGCCUUCCCGCCUCUGCAGAACGGGCUGGGGGAGCCGCAGGAGGCGCUCAGCUGGGUGGGCUCCCCGAGGGCCCUGCGUUCCCCCCCCUCGGCCGCCCCGCCCCCGAGCCCUCCCCCGGUGGCCCCCCCGCCCCAACUGCCGGACAGGAAGAGCAUCGACAACGACGAGGAGGAGGAGGAGGAGGAGGAUGAAGAGGAUGUUUACAAACCAAGAGCGCCCACCCAGGGAGAGGUGCCGGCGGCCUCCGAUCGGGUGGUGGUGGGAAGUCUGUCCAGUGUCUCAACGUGGAGCCCCCUGCAGGUGAUGACUGAGCACUGCAGCUCAGACAUCCUUAUCCCAGUGACCCUAGCAGACCGACAGCCAGUGAACUCUAUGGAGGAUGCCAUGGCUUACCCUGGCCGCCGCGACUCCACAGAACCCGAAGGCCCCUGUGAGAGAAGCAGGACCCAGCUCCAGUUCACGAUGGAGUCUAGUCCACCUACCCAGGCCGCUCCCCUCUCCACCAUACUGCCAACCCCUGGACUUCCUGAAACCAUGACCCUGGUGGAGCUCCGCCAGGCCAUCGUAGCCCUGAUGAACAGGAAGGAUGAACUGGAUGAACUCAACACGUCUCUGCGCAGCCUGCUGGACGGGGAGAUGGAGCACUCGGCGGUGCAGAGGCAGGAGACGGACUCCCUGCAGAGGAAGCUGACGGAGCUGGAGGAGCGGCACGCGGCCAGGGUGCAGGCGCUCGGCAGAGAGAACGAGGUCCUCAAGGUGCAGUUGAAGAAGUACGUGGGUGCGGUUCAGAUGCUGAAGAGAGAGGGGAGCCAAGCCAACGACGCCCUGCCGAUCCUGGGGUCCAGUGAGGUCCAGGCUCCCGCCCCUCAGACCAAGUCCAUGGAGGACAUUGAGGAGCUAGCGGCGAGCUACGAGCGGAAACUCAUCGAGGUGGCGGAGAUGCACGGGGAGCUGAUAGAAUUUAAUGAGCGUCUCUACCGCUCCCUCAUGGCCAAGGACCACCUCAUCAUCCACAUGAGACAGGAGCUCAUCGACCUCAGAGGACCCGUUCCUGGUGAUUUGAGUCAGACCUCGGAUGACCCGAGCCUCUCAGACUUUGAGACGUCUCACCGGGCCCUCAUCAACGUUUGGAUCCCCUCCGUGUUCCUGCAGGGCCGAUCCGCCAACGCCUACCACGUCUACCAGGUGUACAUCCGUAUCCAUGACAACGAAUGGAACGUGUACCGGCGCUACACAGAGUUCCGGGAGCUGCACAACCACCUGCGGAACAAGUUCCCCCAGGUGGACACUUUCAGCUUCCCCCCCAAGAAAGCCCUGGGGAACAAGGAUGCCAAGUUCGUGGAGGAGCGGAGGAAGCAGCUGCAGGGCUACCUGCGCACGGUGAUGAACAAGCUGAUCCAGACCCUGCCUGAGUUCACCACCCGGCCCACAAAGGAGACCCUGCUGUCCCUGCUGCCCUUCUGUCUGGACACGCCCCAGACCACAGACGGUGGGGCCAAGACGGUGCGCUCCAAACCCUCAUCGCGCUUCCCCAGACUGGGCCGCAGUCGCAACCAGGACGCCCGUCCGGAGCCCCAGAGCGGCGACCUCUAACCCCCGGAACACAGAACCAAACCAAUGAAAACCAGACCUGUUCUAUUUGACUGGAUUGGCACCCGAUUGGCCGAGAUCCAGGAACUCCCUAUUUUUUGGUCUUGGGUGUCAGAGGAUGGUGUUGCUGUGGUAAAACCUGGACCGUUUUUGGAGGUAAACGUUAGGGAUUUUUAUCGCUGGGGAUAACUGGAGUCUGAUGAUCAACGGUCAUUCAAGAUGGAUGACAUUGAGGUUGAAGGUCACAGCACAAGGGCGACCGGAGUAGUUGUAGGUCAUCAUGGGAAGAAUAUCUAGAGAACUGUUCCCUUGGGCUGCUCACCGGCGCUCCAGUAGCACUGAGACCUGUUCUCACCUCAGUGAGAGGCCAGAGGACAGAGACAGAGACUGCCCUGGCUGUACACUGACUUCUCUGAGGUUGGACUGAAUUUUUUACAACGAUUAUUAGAUGUCAGUGCCGCUUUCUUUUUUGUUUUGUAGUACAGCUGUACCACGGGGUGACGGUGCCUACAGUGUCUGUAGACAGCGAGUGUGGAUAUCUUGUGUGGAUGACUGAAGGGGGAACCAGGUGGGAACCAGUUGAUGGACGGUCAACAGGUGCUCCUCAAGAGAAAUCUUCUUUUAGUAAAUGUGUUUGUUUGUUUGCUUUGUGUUUGUCCAAAUAGGAUCAUUAAGGUGCCAUUAGGUUUUCAUCAGCCAACCACUAGCGUCCUUGUAAACGUAAAGGCUUCAGACAGUUGGGCAGGUCUCAAGUCCAUUGUAUUUUCCAAAAAGUUGAACCUGGUUUAUUUUGCUAUACUGCACACCCCUAACAACCCAACCUCCACUACCAAACUAAACACACACAGAUCAACAUAUGUUAGAGGUCAUCUACAGAUGUAAGAGUUCAUCUACAAAUGUUAGAGUUCAUUAACGGAUGUUAGAGUUCAUCUACAGAUGUUAGAGUUCAUCUACAGAUGUUAAUUCAUCUACAGAUGUUAGGGUUCAUCUACAGAUGUUAAAGUUCAUCUACAGAUGUUAGUUCAUCUACAGAUGUUAGAGUUCAUCAACAGAUGUUAGAGUUCAUCUACAGAUGUUAGUUCAUCUGCAGAUGUUAGAGUUCAUCAACAGAUGUUAGUUUGUCUCCAGAUCGUAGUUCAUCUACAGAUGUUACAGUUCAUCUACAUAUGUUGUAGUUCAUCUACAUAUGUUGUAGUUCAUCUACAGAUGUUAGUUCAUCUACAGAUGAUAGAGUUCAUCAACAGAGGUUAGAGUUCGUCUACAGAUGUUAGUUCAUCUACAGAUGUUGGUUCAUCUACAGAUGUGAAAGUUCAUCUACAGAUGUGAAAGUUCAUCUACAGAUGUUGAAGUUCAUCUACAGAUGUUAAUCUACAGAUGUUAAUCUACAGAUGUUUCGAGGUAAUCUGCCCCUGGCCAAGAACAACACAGCAUUUCUAAAAGGCUUAACUAAAAACUGUUGUUGGGAUGUUUGUGAGCGGGACGAUGUGGUGUUACGGCCUAACGAACCACUCGACACUUGAAGGAAGCCGGGGUUGCUUGUUAGGGAUCAUGAUGAGGUUAAUGGUGCAUCGGGUAUUCUUCUGAGACAGAAGCUCAUGCAUAUUGAUGCCUCCGUCAAGUCGUAGUAGUUUGGGGAAUGUGUUAAAACCAAACAGGGAUGUCUUUGUGCGAGGAGGAGUGCCUUUUGAAAAAGCUUUUUAUUUUAUUGUGUUUUUGAUGGGGGGGAUGCUGAGAAAAAAAUGGAAUGCCGUUGUUUUAUUCGCUGUGGUAAAGAGGAAGAGGUAAUUACACGUACGUUGUUUGUCGGGGCGUUGUUUUGGGUCAGCUCGCUUUGACAAAUGACAUUUAAAUAAUUCACAGAUCCAAGGCAGAUAUUCUACAUCGCACACAGUAUUUAUACACCCCCACGACAUCUCAUUGUGCCAUGUGCUGGACACACACUAUCAAAGCUAAUUACAAUGGCAGAGCAAACAGAGAAAUCAGGCGCAGACUUUUCAGAUGAGUCAUCAAAGUGUUGCAGAUUAAACGCAUUUGUGGAUUUUCUUCUUUCUUUUAUGAAUUAUGUAUUGUAAUGCAACGUUGAUGCCUCUAUUGUUAUGUUUUUUAUUAUUGUCCUUGUUGAUUGACUGCUUGUCCCUUAUUCAGAGGAUUUCUUGUAUAGAACUGAUAUUGGCACAUUUACAAAAAAAAGAGUAUAAUCACUUUUCAAUGAACUGUCGAUAUAACUUUAGGAUCGCUAGUAUGUCAGAACUUCUGUUUGUACCAAAAUGUAGCCUAUAUUAUAGCUAUUACAUUGACUAUUACAGUGAUAUUAGGUGCAGAAAAUGCCAAGAACAUCUAGAUAAGGUGAACACAACCUGCCUCCUGCUAUUUUUAGCGUUAGCAUUCAAGCUAGUUCUUCUUCGGCUAUGGACAUUGAACAAAAUGGUGUCCGUAGCGUAGACUGCUGGGAGUGGGACGAUACGCUUGGAAAUGCUGGGGAAAUAUCCAUACAUAUUAGCGCUGCCACGAAUCUAAAGACCUUUUUUAUAUUUCAAAUCACUCGUACGACCAAGACGGGAAGACGCCAUGUGGACCACGCUAUGGCUCUCCCAUCUGGGAACGUUUUUUCGCUUCAUAUACGUAUCACAAACUCGCCUCAAACACAGCCUAAUGUCCCGGUUUCACUCAAUCCUCUCCAGGAAACGAAGGCUCACCUGGAGAGGCAGAGGAAGAGACUUCAUGCAUUGAGAUGUAGCCAAUGUGUUCACCUUGCAUUACUGUGCUCGUGUACUCCAGUGACUCCCCUAUCAUGACGGUUGCCUUCACAGUGUUGAGUGUUUGAACAAUAAAGAUGUACAGUCCCUUAUACAACAAAGGGCUCCU
Molecule: messenger RNA, 5973 nt
Organism: Gadus chalcogrammus (walleye pollock)
Lineage: Eukaryota; Metazoa; Chordata; Actinopteri; Gadiformes; Gadidae
Gene: snx29
Product: sorting nexin 29
Exons: 21
Coding region: 421-3111 (896 amino acids)
Molecular function (GO): phosphatidylinositol binding
Source: RefSeq, a predicted model, not a curated record